UAUAUAAGGCAUAUACAUUGUAGAGGAAGAUUAUUCUACAAAGCCAUGGAGGGAGUGCUGUGUAGGAAUGAUGAGCAGGCGCUAGUGUCGUCUUUUCUCGAGAUCGCCAUCGGCCAAACACCGGAGACGGCCAAACAGUUUUUGCAGGCAACAGAGUGGAGGCCGGAGGAAGCUAUCAAUCUGUUCUUUUCUGCGAAUCAAUCAAACGGAAAUCAAAUUACUGCAUCGAAGAAUGUUGUGAACGACCCUAAUCAAGGUCAAUUAGAAGGUUGGGAAGAUGAUCAGUCAGUACGUCCUCCCCUGCCAGUGGUGAGGCAGACUCUUUACGAUGAUUCUAUGUCGAAUACAUCAUCAUCCGGUGAUGCAUUGGGAGGUGGUAGUGUUUGGGAAAGUGAUAAUUUGGCUUCUUUGUUUCGUCCACCUUCCGAUUUGAUGUUUCAAGGAUCUUUCGAGAAGGCGAAAGAAUUUGCUUCUAUGGAGGACAAAUGGCUGCUGGUGAACUUGCAAUCGAUGACAGAGUUCAGCUCACAUAUGCUUAAUCGGGAUGUGUGGGCGAACGAAACAGUUUCACAAACCAUCAAAGCCAAUUUUAUCUUCUGGCAGGUAUACGAUGAUGCAAUUGAAGGAAAGAAGGUUCGCACGUACUACCGAUUGGAUUCUGCUCCUAUUGUGCUCUUCAUUGACCCAAUCACUGGACAGAAAAUCCAUUGUUUGUCUGGGAUGGUGCAGCCGGAAACUUUGUUGGAGAAUCUGCAACCACUCAUGGAAGGUGGUCCGAGGAGUACUCAUAUCAUAAAAUCAAAUAGUGUCAAAGUUUCAAAUGAUGAGACUACGUUAGAUUCAAAUAAUGCCGAUGAAGGUUCAACAAAUAGGCCUGCCGAUCCAUCUUUGACUGAAGAACCUACAAAUAGCCCUGUCUAUCCACCUUUAUCUGAAGAACCGAAGGGUGAUAGGAAUCGUAUAUGCAGGGUCGGAGUUCGUCUUCCGGAUGGACGUAGAGUUCAGAGAAAUUUCUUGUGCUCGGAUCCCAUACAAUUUCUUUGGUCAUUCUGCAACACUCAAUUGGGCGAAGCUAAGACAAGGCAUUUUCAACUGAAACCGGCGAUGCCAAUUGGUGCUAAACGUUUAGAUUAUGGGUCUAAAUUAAGUUUUAGAGAAUCAGGCAUUGCCAAUUCUCUGGUUAUGGUAGUUAUUGAUGAAGCAUGAAGCUAUAGUUAAUGUUAAUGUACUUCUAUUGUUAGUUUUGGGAGUCAAUGUUGAGUAGGA
Messenger RNA from Tripterygium wilfordii, 1266 nucleotides. RefSeq names its product plant UBX domain-containing protein 7-like. The transcript has a single exon. Gene Ontology annotation, molecular function: ubiquitin binding. Gene Ontology annotation, cellular component: nucleus. NCBI's taxonomy places the organism in Eukaryota, Viridiplantae, Streptophyta, Magnoliopsida, Celastrales, Celastraceae. Gene Ontology annotation, biological process: proteasome-mediated ubiquitin-dependent protein catabolic process. Bases 46 to 1206 code for a protein of 386 amino acids. The record is from RefSeq and is a predicted model, not a curated record.